Cucurbita maxima (winter squash) is the source of this 1604-nucleotide messenger RNA. Its product is annotated as cysteine synthase, chloroplastic/chromoplastic. Gene Ontology annotation, biological process: double fertilization forming a zygote and endosperm; pollen tube growth. Gene Ontology annotation, cellular component: cytoplasm. The record is from RefSeq and is a predicted model, not a curated record. Gene Ontology annotation, molecular function: cysteine synthase activity. The coding region runs from base 84 to 1274 and encodes 396 amino acids. The transcript has 10 exons. Lineage: Eukaryota; Viridiplantae; Streptophyta; Magnoliopsida; Cucurbitales; Cucurbitaceae.
GCUGUCAAUGUGAGCUUGAGGCGAACAUUUCUGAUAGAGAAUAGAGUGGAGGAGGAGAGCGCGUGAGUAGAUCCUUCCAGCCAAUGGCUUCCGCUUCUAUGAUCAACUCCCUGAUUUUCACUCUCUGCAACUCCGGCGCCAAAUCAGACGUCUUCUUCUUGAAUUCUUCGGCGAAUUCUAGAUGCCAAACUCUGGGACGCAUUUCAUCUCUUAAGUCCAAGAAGAACAAUUUGUAUGGGGCAGUCUCUUCGUCUUCUGUCUCUGUUGUUUGUAAGGCGGUGUCUGUUAAACCGCAGACUGAGAUUGAAGGCCUCAACAUCGCCGAAGAUGUAACUCAGCUGAUAGGUAAGACUCCCAUGGUCUACCUGAACAAUAUCGUCAAGGGAUCUGUGGCCAACAUUGCCGCUAAGCUUGAAAUAAUGGAGCCAUGUUGUAGUGUCAAAGACAGGAUUGGUAAUAGCAUGAUAUCUGAUGCUGAGCAGAAAGGACUCAUUACACCAGGAAAGAGUAUCUUGGUUGAGCCUACCAGUGGAAACACAGGAAUUGGUCUUGCAUUUAUUGCUGCUUCAAAGGGAUACAAACUAAUAUUAACAAUGCCAUCAUCGAUGAGUAUGGAGAGGAGAGUUCUUUUAAAGGCAUUUGGAGCUGAACUUGUAUUAACUGAUCCAGCAAAAGGCAUGAAGGGAGCAGUUCAGAAAGCUGAAGAGAUUUUAAAAAAGACACCUAAUUCUUACAUGCUUCAACAAUUUGACAAUCCUGCCAACCCUAAGGUACACUAUGAGACAACCGGCCCGGAGAUAUGGGAAGACACUAGUGGCAAGGUGGAUAUUUUUGUUGCAGGAAUUGGAACAGGUGGAACAAUUUCUGGUGUUGGCCGGUUUCUGAAACAGAAAAAUCCAAAAAUUAAGGUUAUUGGUAUUGAACCUACAGAAAGUAACAUACUUUCUGGAGGAAAGCCUGGACCUCACAAAAUUCAGGGAAUUGGAGCUGGUUUUGUACCCAAGAAUUUGGACGAAGGUGUCGUUGAUGAAAUCAUACAGAUAUCCAGUGAAGAAGCUAUUGAGACGGCAAAACAAUUAGCACUGCAGGAAGGCUUACUGGUGGGCAUUUCUUCUGGAGCUGCAGCUGCUGCUGCACUGGAAGUAGGAAAAAGACCGGAGAAUGCUGGAAAGCUUAUUGCGGUGGUAUUCCCUAGCUUUGGUGAACGAUAUCUAUCCUCGGUCCUUUUCCAAUCAAUUCGAGAAGAAUGUGCAAACAUGCAACCUGAGCCAUGAAGUACCUAUCUAUCUUCUAAGGAAUUUAAGUGAAAAAAAAAUAAGGCUUUAGUGGUUGUCUUUAUUUUUUGAUAACGUAUCACCGCGGUACUUCUCCAUUGGAUGUGCAUAAACGGAUGCAAUCGCCAUCAACUAGUCUCCUUUUUCUCUUUUUCCGUUCCGUUUAAGCCAAGUUAUUCAUUCCUUUUUCGUUAGUUCUAUUGGAGUCUGAGCUUUCGUAUGAAAGGUAAAAACCUGAAUAUAAUUUUUCCUUCACCAUUAUGGAUUAAUGUAUCGUUUAUGGGCAUAACUUGCAGAUAAAUAAAUUAGACAAUGAUGGUAUUUAUUGUC